Messenger RNA from Zootoca vivipara (common lizard), 549 nucleotides. RefSeq names its product histone H4. NCBI's taxonomy places the organism in Eukaryota, Metazoa, Chordata, Lepidosauria, Squamata, Lacertidae. Gene Ontology annotation, molecular function: protein heterodimerization activity; DNA binding; structural constituent of chromatin. The record is from RefSeq and is a predicted model, not a curated record. Gene Ontology annotation, cellular component: nucleosome.
ACAUUCCUCUAUAUAAGAAGAGGCAACCUUUCUUUGUGCCGCUUUUUGUUUCUUGUGUUGUUGUACGAAGGUUCUUAGUCAGUAUGUCUGGUCGUGGAAAAGGCGGGAAAGGUUUGGGCAAGGGAGGUGCCAAGAGGCAUCGCAAGGUGCUUCGUGACAACAUCCAGGGCAUCACGAAGCCUGCAAUCCGCCGCCUGGCUCGCCGUGGCGGAGUCAAACGUAUCUCGGGCUUGAUCUACGAGGAGACGCGCGGCGUGCUGAAGGUGUUUCUGGAAAAUGUCAUCCGCGACGCUGUCACUUACACCGAGCAUGCCAAGAGAAAGACUGUUACUGCUAUGGAUGUCGUGUACGCUUUGAAGCGCCAGGGUCGUACUCUGUACGGCUUCGGUGGCUAAUUCCUAGAUAUCAAGGCUGCAACUUGCAAGCUAAAGGCCCUUUUAAGGGCCGCCUACCUAUUCAUGAAAAGAGUUGUAAACUUGCCAUAUUGUCUAUCAUGGCUAUACUUAAUCCAAAACUUUAGACAGUGGUUUUCAAGGUACCGGUAAUUGG